Molecule: messenger RNA, 1929 nt
Organism: Desarmillaria tabescens
Lineage: Eukaryota; Fungi; Basidiomycota; Agaricomycetes; Agaricales; Physalacriaceae
Product: amino acid permease
Exons: 18
Coding region: 1-1626 (541 amino acids)
Biological process (GO): amino acid transmembrane transport
Cellular component (GO): membrane
Molecular function (GO): amino acid transmembrane transporter activity
Source: RefSeq, a predicted model, not a curated record
AUGGGUUCCAACGAAGAAAAGGGAACGAAAACGAAGCCUGACGUCUCCACCGAUGUCGAACCUGCUAACGACACUGCCGGUCAGCCUACGCUCGCACGUCAGCUAAAGAAUCGACAUAUUGCGAUGAUCAGCUGUGUUGUAGGUGUUAUCGGCACCGGAUUGUUUUUGGGAACUGCCACUUCUCUGAAAAAUGGUGGUCCAAUCGGCCUUCUACUUGGUUAUUUGACCCUUGGAACAAUAUGCUGGAGUGUCAUGGUUUCUCUGGGAGAGAUGGUCGCCUACCUACCGAUCCCUGGUGGUCACAUUAAGUUGGCCGAACGAUUUGUGGACCGUGCCCUGAGUUUUGCCAUGGGUUGGAAUUACUGGUAUAACUGGGUUAUCUUCAUGCCUACUGAACUCAGUGCGGCAUCCAUCAUUGUCCAGUACUGGAAUAAUGGCGUCAACACUGCCGUGUGGAUAACAAUUGGGCUGAUUCUCGUCAUCACCAUUAAUAUGAUGGGCGCUGGGGCGUACGGUGAAGCAGAAUUUAUCUUCGCAUCCAUCAAGAUCAUUACGAUUACCGGAUUGAUCAUCCUCGGAAUCGUGCUUGAUCUUGGAGGUGGUCCGAACCACGAUCGAAUUGGGUUUAGAUACUGGAAGAACCCAGGACCAUUUGUUAACUACGAUGAUAUAACUGGAAACACAGGCAAGUUCUUAGGAUGGUGGUCUGUGAUGUCACAAGCAGCCUUCGCAUUUGUUGGCACGGAAAUUGUUGCUAUCGCCGCUGGGGAAGCAAAAAACCCAAGACGUAACUUGCCUAAAGCCAUCAGGAGGGUAUACAUCCGUAUUCUUUUGUUUUACAUCGGAGGUACAACAAUCAUCGGACUUUUGGUCCCUUCGAAUGACGAGCGACUUGACUUGAGUGACGGUACUGCGGCUUCUUCGCCUUUCGUCAUCGCCAUAAAGAACGCUGGCAUUGGAGGGCUUCCAUCUGUCAUCAACGCUGCACUUCUGACGUCGGCUUGGUCUGCAGCUUCCAGUGACCUUUACACCAGCUCCCGAGCCCUCUAUGGUCUGGCUGUUGCCGGGAACGCUCCCAAGAUCUUCAUGCGUACUACACGCACAGGCUUGCCUUAUGUUUCUGUCAUUUUCUGUUCUCUAUUUGGAACACUUGCCUAUAUGGCUUCUAGCAGCGGGGCGGGCGACGUAUUUGAGUGGUUCGUCAACAUGACUUCGGUCGCUGGAUUAUUGACUUGGCUUGGGAUCUGUGUUACCUAUAUUCGGUUCUACAGUGGCCUCAAAUCUCAGGGUUACGAUAGAAGCAAAUUCCCAUUCAGCGCAAGGUUCCAACCCAUACCAGCGUGGUACGGUCUCAUCGCCUCCUUUGUAAUAUGUUUCUUUAGUGGAUGGAGCGUUUUCCUUAAGGGCCACUGGGCGCAAGACACCUUUGUGACAAACUACUUCCCCUUAAUGCUCUUCCCCGUCAUAUCCAAGGACAUGGACUUCGUUACAAAUAUCGCUGAAAUCGAAGCUGACACAUAUGACGAACCUCCACCUAAGAACAAAGUCGAAGCCUUCUGGCAAUGGCUUGUAAGUCAUCUCAUGCUUCCAAUAGAAUGCUCUCUAAUUCGUUUAAUGAAGAUGUAAUGUCACAGUUACUGUGAGCAUAUGCGUCUGUAGUCCCAUUUUUCCAUUUUUGCAUCAUACAGUUGUCCAACGCUUGUAAGCGCGUGGUCUGUUGGAAGGAACGAAGGCGUAGUUGGAUACAAUAAAUCAAGUUUGUCCUUCCAAUUCUUGGACAAGUAGCUAUCAUAUAACGCAAAUAUAAUCUUGUAAAUCUCAUUGUUGAGUGUACCACUCAGUUACAGGAUGAACUACGCGGCUCACAUACUUUCUUUCACGAGAGAUAAUAGUACAGAUUAAUGUCGUAAUAACAUCCAAAAUUUUGCG